AUGCGUUUCACCGCCACACUCGCCUUUGCUACCGGCGCCCUCGCCAUCCCCGCCAUGAUCCAGGAACGCCAGGCCGGCCUCUGCUCCGGCGGCGGGCAGCCCUUCUGCUGCGCUACCGACGUUCUCAACCUCGCCGACCUGGACUGCCAAACUCCUCCUCAAUCUCCGACCGGCAUCAACAGCUUCAUUGACAUCUGCGCCGCUGCCGGCCAGCAGGCCAAGUGCUGUGUGCUGCCUCUCUUAGGCCAGGCGCUGUUCUGCGCCGAUGUCAAUCCUCAGCCUGCGGCUCCUGCUCCCUCGGCAGCUCCCGCUCCUUCCGCCGCUUAA
This is a messenger RNA of Westerdykella ornata, 327 nucleotides long. RefSeq lists its product as uncharacterized. Gene Ontology annotation, cellular component: extracellular region. NCBI's taxonomy places the organism in Eukaryota, Fungi, Ascomycota, Dothideomycetes, Pleosporales, Sporormiaceae. Bases 1 to 327 code for a protein of 108 amino acids. The transcript has 2 exons. The record is from RefSeq and is a predicted model, not a curated record.